Messenger RNA from Naumovozyma castellii, 864 nucleotides. RefSeq names its product Atg27p (gene ATG27). NCBI's taxonomy places the organism in Eukaryota, Fungi, Ascomycota, Saccharomycetes, Saccharomycetales, Saccharomycetaceae. The record is from RefSeq and is a predicted model, not a curated record. The coding region runs from base 1 to 864 and encodes 287 amino acids. The transcript has a single exon.
AUGAAAUUGGAAUCUAUUCAAACUGUGGCUGCAUCCCUGGCAGUUCUUAUUACCCUUACACCGUACGUGGAUGCGUUGCAAUGUUCUAAGCAUGAUAUCUUGAAGAAAUACAAGAUAGACAAGUAUGCCUCAUUGGGUCAAAUAGAAAGGGACACCCCACCAAGUAAAACUACAGAGAAAUGGUGGGUGAAUCCAUGUGAAGAGAGUAAAGCAGAUAUUAAUAUUCCUUCUCUUUGUUAUCAGGACGAUGUCAUUUGUGGAUUAACGGAAGUAUUACUACCAGGUAAAGAUCCCCUUGUGACACAAGUGAUUAAUUUUUCCAAGAAAUUAGCUUAUUCAGUAGAAGAAGUUGAUGAUACCUUAGUUCUAUCCUUAAAGAGUACGAAGUGGGGGUCCAAUACAUUGGAUGCUAGAUUGGAAUUCAGUUGUGAUGAUAAAUUAGAAACAGAUGAAUUGUCAAAGACCACUUGGCAAAACAAUCAGAUUCUUUUGUCCAUUAAGGGUCCAUCGGGAUGUUUGAAGAACGGUAAGGACAAAGAUUCUGAUGGUAAUAAAGGUGGGAAUAAUAAUGAUGACCACAACGACAAAGGUGAUAAUAGGAAGGAAGGUAAGCCAAGAGAAGGGCAAAGUAGUGGCACCUCCUGGUUUCUCUGGUUAGUACUUUACGCGUUACUCUUCACUGUAAUUUGUUUAGUGGUUGUAUCAUACAUGAAUACCAGAGGAGGUUCAUUUGAUGACUUCCGCACUGAAUUUAUUGAACGUGCAACUGAACUCAUAACAUCUUUACCGCAGUUUACAAAAGAAAUAGUCAAUAAAGUGUUGGGUCGUGAUUCAGCUAGACGAACCGGUUACAGUGCUGUUUGA